AUGGCGGCAAAUCUCGCUUCAAUUGUCCCUCUACUCGAGGCUACACUUAGCCCAAAAGAGCAUAAACAAGCCGAAGCUGCCCUUCGACAGGAAGAACGAAAGCCAGGAUAUUCCCUACAGCUUCUACAUAUCACAGCCAACCAAGAAUGUUCAUUCACUACUCGCCUGGCCAGUGCACUUUAUUUCAAAAAUUUUAUUAAGUGGAAUUGGACAGACGAGAAUGGAAACUACAAGUUACCGGAGAAUGAUGUUGUCACUAUCAAACAAGAGCUCAUAAGCCUUAUGAUAUCAAUGCCCCCAGGAAUUCAAUCUCAACUAGGAGAAGCUGUUAGUGUAAUAGCAGAUAGUGAUUUCUGGAGGCGGUGGGAUACGCUUGUUGAUGAUCUUGUGUCACGUCUCUCUCCGGACAACAUUUCAGUAAACAUAGGUGUUCUACAGGUUGCGCAUUCUAUAUUCAAGAGGUGGCGGCCGCUCUUCCGCUCAGACGAACUUUAUGAAGAGAUAAACCACGUGUUGAGCAAGUUUGGCCAACCAUACCUGGCACUCUUCGAGAGCUUAGAUUCCUUUCUUGAGCAGAACAAGAACAACAAAGAAAAGAUCCAGCAAGGGUUUUGCCAGCUAAAUUUGAUGGUAAAAUUAUUUUACGACCUUUCGUGCCACGACCUUCCACCAAUGUUUGAAGACCAUAUAAGUGCUCUUUCUGCUCUACUUCUGAAAUAUCUCACUUACGACAACCCGCUCCUUCACUCCGACACCGAAUUGGAAGCCAGUGAGCUGGAGUUUGUGAAGGCCGGUAUAUUUGAAGUACUGAUCCUUUAUGUACAAAAAUUCAUGGAUGUUUUUGGGCCCCACGUUGAGCAGUUUAUCGGUAGUUCUUGGAAUCUACUCACAACAAUUGGGCAGGACACAAAAUAUGACAUUCUAGUCAGUCGUGCUCUACAGUUCUUGACAUCAGUUGCUCGCCUAUCAAGUCACGCGAAUGCGUUCAAAGAUGAGGCGACCCUCAGCCAAAUCACAGAGAAGGUCAUUCUACCGAAUAUUUCCUUGCGAGAAUCGGAUAUUGAAAUGUUCGAGGACGAGCCUAUUGAAUUCAUUCGUCGUGACCUCGAGGGUGGCGACAGCGAAACCAGGCGGCGGGCGGCCACAGACUUCUUGAGACAGCUCCUGGAAACUUUUGAGGAGUCAGUAACAAAAAUUGUAACCAAGUACAGCGACCAUUUCUUGGCAGAAUAUUCCAAGUCUCCAUCGGAACACUGGCAGUCCAAAGAUACUGCAAUAUAUUUGUUUUCAGCGAUUGCUGCUAAGGGAAUUGCUACUACUGCUCAUGGUGUUACGACUACCAACCCCUUAGUCAACAUUACAGAAUUUUUUCAAACCCAUUUGGCCUCUGACUUAACUGCAGCAACUGGUAUUCAUCCUCUACUAAAAGUAGAUGCCAUAAAAUAUCUCUAUUCAUUCCGCAGCAUUAUCACAAAAGAGCAAUGGCGGGAAAUCCUCCCCAUGCUGGUGCAAUAUCUUGGGUCGUCAGUCUAUGUUGUGUAUACAUAUGCCGCCGUUGCUCUCGAAAGGGCUCUCUGUCUCAGCGACCAUCAACACCAGCCCAUUAUUUCUGCCAGUGAAAUUAUCCCAUUAACCCCACAGCUCCUAGAGCAUGUUUUCCAACUCAUAGAAAAGGAUCCAUCGCCGCCAAAAGUCCAAGAGAAUGAGUUUCUCAUGCGUUGCAUCAUGAGGGUGUUAAUCGUGAUCAAGGACGGUGUUAUUCCAAUCGUUGACCCAAUCCUGCAGCAUCUUAUGAAAAUAACUGAAAUCAUCAGCACGAACCCAAGCAACCCACGAUUUUACUAUUACCAUUUUGAAGCUCUUGGGGCUUUAAUAAGGUUCGGGGCUCCUGCGCAGCCCGAAAAAUUUGAAGGGAUGCUCUAUGCUCCUUUUGUCAAUGUGUUACAGAGCGAUAUACAAGAAUUUAUGCCAUACGUUUUCCAACUUCUCGCCGCACUUCUGGAAGCCCAGCCUUCCAAUCAGCUCUCGGGGGAUUAUCAAAACUUACUGUCUCCGAUUCUCCUUCCUACAAUGUGGGAAGCGCGGGGAAACAUUCCCGCCCUUGUUCGAUUAUUAUCAUCCAUUCUACCCCGCGGCGCCGAAAUAAUCACGAAAAAUAACCAGAUCGAGCCUAUUCUGGGAAUAUUUCAGAAGCUGGUUUCGUCAAAACUCAAUGAAAGCUAUGGCUUCGACCUCCUUGAAAAUGUUAUUCUCACAUUUUCGCCGAAAAUACUGGAACCAUACUUUCCAACAAUAAUUCAAAUAGUUCUAACACGUCUCCAAAAUUCUAAAACGGAGAAUUUUUCUCUGCGAUUUGUUCGGUUUUACCAUUUCAUAUCUGCACUGGAUGACAACGGAUAUGGCUGCGACUUUUUCAUUCAGGUAACCGAGAAUCUUCAGUCUGGGGUUUUUACUCCGAUAUAUCUCAACAUAAUCCUUCCAGAAUCGCGUAAGCUCGCUCGUCCCUUAGACCGAACAGCAGCCUUGAUCUCGUUUACAAAGACACUUGCAAACUCUGAGGCAUUUGCCAAUCGUUACAAGAAAGGAUGGGGGUUCACCUGUGAAGCUCUUCUCAACCUUGUUAGCCAACCACCUCUCCCUGCUAGCAAAGAUGACAUCAUCAUGGAAAAUGAUGUCGAAGAUAUGGCCUUUGGAGUCGGGUUUACUCAACUGAACACAGUUAGAAAAAGCCCGCAUGACCCGUGGGGACAGAUCGGCCCCAAUUUUGGUAAUUGGGUAAGCUCCUACCUUAAGGAAGCGGAUAGGAAACAUGGUGGCCGCAUUACCGGGUUUGCACAGGAGCGUUUGAGUCCAGAAGCUAAGGCUGGAUUGGCGACUUAUUUGGGUGGAUAG
This is a messenger RNA of Ophidiomyces ophidiicola, 2892 nucleotides long. RefSeq names its product importin-alpha export receptor (gene CSE1). NCBI's taxonomy places the organism in Eukaryota, Fungi, Ascomycota, Eurotiomycetes, Onygenales, Onygenaceae. Gene Ontology annotation, molecular function: small GTPase binding; nuclear export signal receptor activity. The record is from RefSeq and is a predicted model, not a curated record. The transcript has 8 exons. Gene Ontology annotation, cellular component: cytosol; nuclear envelope. The coding region runs from base 1 to 2892 and encodes 963 amino acids. Gene Ontology annotation, biological process: protein export from nucleus; protein import into nucleus.